UUUUCGUUUUGCAUGUCAUUGUCGUUCAGGAUUAAAAGUGAACAGUCUUACAAAUAUAAAAAAAAGAUCGAAGGCGGUUUAAAACUUGAUUUUCAAAGUUUCAUUUUGUUUAUAAUUAUUGCAUUAUAUAUCCACUCUCGAGAAGCGCUCGCAUUAUGUUUGGUCGUCAGAGCGGUUUGGGGAGCUCCAGUGGCAGCAGCAGCAACCUAAUCGAGUUUCGCGCUGGCCGCAUGAAUAUGGUCGGCAAGAUGGUGCAUCCAGACACACGCAAAGGCCUUGUCUAUAUGACGCAGAGUGACGAUGGCCUUAUGCACUUUUGCUGGAAGGAUCGUACUUCCGGCAAAGUAGAGGAUGACUUAAUUGUCUUCCCCGAUGAUUUUGAAUACAAGCGCGUGGAUCAGUGCAAGACUGGUCGCGUCUAUGUGUUGAAGUUUAAAUCGUCAACUCGUCGCAUGUUCUUCUGGAUGCAGGAACCAAAGACGGACAAGGAUGAAGAACACUGUCGUCGUAUCAAUGAGCUGCUAAACAAUCCGCCAUCGGCUCACCAACGCGGAGGCGGUAAUGACAACAACGAGCUUCAGUACAUGCUGAACAACAUGUCGCAACAACAAUUAAUGCAAUUAUUUGGGGGUGUGGGCCAAAUGGGCGGGCUAAGCUCGCUGCUUGGACAAAUGAACCCCCGCACACCAUCCUCACGCAACACGUCGUCGUCUGGCGGUGGAUCGAACAGUUCUUUGCAAACCCCCGAAAAUGUAAGCGUGCCACGCACACCGUCAGCACCCAAGGCUUCCAAGUCUGGCAGCAGUCGUACCAAUCUAAUCGGCGGCAACAACUCGCAGGGUGACUCAGCAGGCAGCGCUACGACCUCCGAUGCUGGUAAGAAAUCGACCACUUCAGCUUCUACAACAGCAACAACUGGACCCUAUGCCAAUCCAUUCCAAGCCUACUUAUCCAAUCUCUCCCCCGAACAUGGCGCAGGUCGCUCUCUGAAUAUCGACCUAUCGACUGCACUGUCGGGCACCGAGGCCAUCAAUCAGCUAAUCGCAGAUCCGGAGCGCGUGAAGACGUUGAUUGUGCACUUGCCCGAGUCUGAAGAUGCCGAUGAGGAUCGCAAGCAGCAAAUCAAGGAUCACAUCAAUUCACCACAAUUUCAGCAGGCACUGGCACAAUUCUCCAAUGCGUUGCAGUCGGCUCAGUUGGGACCGGUGGUGAAGCAGUUCGAGCUCUCCAAUGAGGCCGUCGCCGCCGCGUACUCUGGUAACCUCGAGGAUUUUGUGCGUGCUCUGCAAAAGAGUUUGCCAGAGGGGACUACCAUGGACGCUGACACGGCUGGCACCAAGGAGCUACCGAUAUCCGACAAAAAAGCCGAUUCUGAACCAGCAGCUAAGGAGGAAAAUAUCGAACCCUCCGAAAAGCCGGAGGAGAAACAGAAAUAACCAAGUGCUAACAAUUGCAAUGCUAAAUUGCACAUAAAACAUAUUAAUUAAUGCGCUUAAAAACAACAACAUUUAACAAUAAUUCAGUUUUGAAUAAAUCGGCUUAACAAAUUUA
This is a messenger RNA of Scaptodrosophila lebanonensis, 1551 nucleotides long. It is a transcript of the gene Rpn13, whose product is annotated as proteasomal ubiquitin receptor ADRM1 homolog. The transcript is spliced from 3 exons. NCBI's taxonomy places the organism in Eukaryota, Metazoa, Arthropoda, Insecta, Diptera, Drosophilidae. Gene Ontology annotation, cellular component: proteasome regulatory particle, lid subcomplex; cytoplasm; nucleus. Bases 156 to 1436 code for a protein of 426 amino acids. Gene Ontology annotation, molecular function: endopeptidase activator activity; proteasome binding; ubiquitin binding. Gene Ontology annotation, biological process: ubiquitin-dependent protein catabolic process. The record is from RefSeq and is a predicted model, not a curated record.